CAUGAGAAAUCCUUAUACACCAUCUUUGAUUUCGUACAAGAAUGGCGAUGAUGGUGUGGACGGGUAAGGUAGAAUCAGGAGCUCGUAGCUUUGUCAACAAAUUCCUGAUUCGUCACAUCCCAAAUUACGUACUCUUCAUAAAGGGUGAAAAGUGAAAAUGAGGAGAAGCGAGGUGGCGGUGAUGAAUCACGAAUUUGUUGACAAAAGCUACAAGCGCCUGAUUCUCCAUUACCCGUCCACACCAUCAUCGCCAUUCUUGUACGAAAUCAAAGAUGGUGUACAAAGAUUUCUGAUGCUGCUGUCGUAUAAGUUUCAAACUAGCCGAGUAUAUAUAGCUAGUGUGCCCGGCAUCUGCGUGAACUUGAAAGGCGGCAAAGCACAGGCUCUUGUAACUAUUCCAUAGUUAUUGCGUUCUUGGCGAUGCGAACUAACUGUGAGCUUAGGAAUGAACUAAGCCAGAAGGUGUCAUUUCAUUUCGAGUUUGGACUGUACGCAGCAACCACGUACAUUAAUUAUUACCCGCCUCUCUUCCGCAUCAGAUGUGUGCCUGCAGCUCGGACAUAAGUAUCUAUGACGCUUAGCUUGUUCAGAACCGAAAGCAGGGCCCACGGCUUGUUUGGUAUCGUAUACGUCGUGAAACGUAGCUAGUGUGCUAACGCGCACUUUGUUAGUUAUGUUACUAGCUAAUAUUAGUUUCAGCCAAUAAUAUGAUGUUUAUAUUUCAAGGGCUAGACAACAAUUUAUGCUGAUUUUUUAAAGGGAGAGGAAGAUUGUCGUUUUUAAAAAUUAGGAAAGCGCGCGCACGUGUGUCACGCAUCUUAUUCAUUCCACGUAUCAUGUCUCAUCACAAGUAUUAUGAAAUAGACUGUAAAAUGCAUCCAAAAAACACAACAAAUCACACAACAAAUAACAUGUAUAAAGCAGAUAAUAAAGUUUAUCAAACAUAUCAGAACCUCCCCACAUCACAAAAUUCAGAAAGUAGACCAGAAACGCAAAGCAGGCCGUACGUAAGUUCCCUAAAAGCAUACCUGAAACCUCACAAUUAGGGAUGACAAUUGGAACCCGCCACGCUGGGUAUUACUCGAACUGAUCAGCGAUGGCGCGGAUAUUACCCGACCCGCAGUAGCGUGGGGCGGGGCAUGGGUAUCUACUUUCGACCCGACCUGCACCGCCCCGUCCCGUUCUUGACCCAUUCUAUCGCAAUUUCUUAUAGUAUCUAUUCAUAUUUCUCCUAUUUUGACCUUUUCAACUAGUUAGUCUUGAUCUUUCAAUUAGUUAGAUUCAAUUAUCCAUUCUAUUAUCACUAUUUUUCGUUCAUGAAGUAUUUUUUCCUUCGUUUUAUCGCAAAAAGUAAAAUUUUGCUUGUAUUAUUUUCAAAUAACAUGUAAGAGUGGGUCGACAAGUCCCGCCCCGUUCCCGCACGGGUAUUACCCGACCCGUUGUAGCGUGGGGCGGGGCAUGGGUAUUAAGCGCCCUGCCCUGCCCCAUUGCCAUCACUACUCACAAAUGAAGACCCCAAGGUCCCUAAAGUAGGCCACAAGUUCCUUAAAGCAAACCACAUAUUUGAUAAAUUUUUCCUUCUAUCAAUGCACCUUGAGUACAUUUUGACAUAUCUUAGGUAGAAAUCAAGAUUAUGUGAUCAAUGUGCUUUUAAUACACAUAGGAUGUGUUUUGUAUCAAUUUAUGCCUUUUUGUAUGGGUUAAUACCUUAUUAUGGCCUGAACUAUGACCAUGUAAUCAACUUUGGCCCGUGGUUUGAGAAAUUAACAUCCUGGCACGAACUAUACAACAUAUAGACAGAAUUGGCCUGGAGCGUGGUUUGACAGUUUGUUUGGACGGUCAACACCGUUGACCGUUAGUCAACUGUCCAGGUCACUGCCAUGUCACAAAAAAAUUAUAAUUUCAUUUUUCUUUUUAUUUCCUUUACAAAGUUGAAUAAUAAAGAAAGAAAAAUAACUUUUGGCGGCGACGGAGACGGGCCUCGGAUGCGGCGGUUCUUCGUCGGUGGUCAUCCCGCUGCUGGAGCAGUUGUUUUCCUCGACGGACUCUGCUUUUACCACCGUUUGGAAUUUGAAAUCCAGGAUGCUGUUAUUCGCCUUCAUCGUGUUUGAUUGGAGCAGCCGGUUGAUUUCCGCCAUGGAUUGAGCUAGAGCCGGUGCGGAUUUGAAAUCCAACUGGGUCGGCUUCGCCGGAGGAGUAACAGUAACAGCCAAAUCAAGGAUGACUUGGAUCAAUGAAUGGAUCAAAUUGGA
Messenger RNA from Linum trigynum, 2252 nucleotides. The record is from the annotation of a GenBank genome assembly. NCBI's taxonomy places the organism in Eukaryota, Viridiplantae, Streptophyta, Magnoliopsida, Malpighiales, Linaceae.